Limanda limanda (common dab) is the source of this 1155-nucleotide messenger RNA. Its product is annotated as rootletin. NCBI's taxonomy places the organism in Eukaryota, Metazoa, Chordata, Actinopteri, Pleuronectiformes, Pleuronectidae. Bases 66 to 794 code for a protein of 242 amino acids. The record is from RefSeq and is a predicted model, not a curated record. The transcript has 5 exons.
UCAUCUUCAUCAUCUUCAUCAUCUUCAUCAUCUUCAUCGUCCUCCUCCCUCUCAGCUCUCCCCUCAUGGCGGACCCCUCCAAGUCCUCUCAGAAGGCCAAGAAUGUGGUCCUGGCGCUGCUGGCGCUGUGGUCCAUCGUGUCGCUCGUGGUCAUCGUGGUGUGGGCGACGUCUCCGGACCUGAAGAGCUCGGCUCAGUGCCGGCUCGAGCUGCAGGACACCCGCGAGAAGCUGGAGGGCGCCAAGGUGGUGUGGGGGCAGGACCGGGUGGCGCUGGAGGAGAAGGUGGAGGAGGAGAGGGAGCAGCAGGCUCGCCUCGCGGCCGGCAACCUGCUGCUGCUGGGACGCCUGAACGCCACCAACGCCUCGCUGGAGGCGUGUCUGCAGGAGAACGACGUCCUGAGCCGGAACCUCAGCCUCCGUGAGGAGGAGGCGGAGCAACUGCUGCAGCGCCAGAGCAACCUCACCACCCAGCUGGGCCUGAAGGAAGAUCUCAUCGACGCCCUGCAGCAGAACCUGACUCAGACGUCUCAUCAGACCGAGUCCUGCUUCAGUCUGAAGCACGCGGCUGACAGUCAGAUGGUUGCAGCUCAGAUCCAGACCCGAGCCUGCGAGUCCAACAAGCAGUACCUGCAGAAACAGCUUCUCAAGUGUAAAGCUGAUGAUGACUCUCAGCAGACGACACCGGAGCAGAACCAGGCCUCCACUGACAAGAAGAAGAAUGCUGCCCCCCCCCUGGCUGCUGUCCCGGCGCUGACGCUGUUCUUCUACUUCGCUCUGCAGCUGAUAACCUGAGCUCUGUGUUCCUGAGUCUGAGAGUACUGUGGUCCAGGACAAAAGGGGGCGGAGCCUGGACAAACCUAAUGACUGCUGUACAAACUUCCUGUCUACACAACAAACAGAUCGCUAUGGAAACGCUGACUGGACACAAACUUUGCUUCAAGUGGAAAAGCUGCGACGUUAAUGAAUUAUUAACGUUUCACUGAGAUCUCGGUUUCACUUCCUGUUGCUGGUUUCUACUUCCUGCUGCUGUUGUCCACUUCCUGCUGCUUGUUUCCACUUCCUGCUGCUGGUUUCUACUUCCUGCUGCUGAUUUCUACUUCCUGCUGCUGGUUUCCACUUCCUGCUGCUGGUUUCUACUUCCUGCUGCUGGUUU